Molecule: messenger RNA, 1098 nt
Organism: Juglans regia (Persian walnut)
Lineage: Eukaryota; Viridiplantae; Streptophyta; Magnoliopsida; Fagales; Juglandaceae
Exons: 9
Coding region: 222-959 (245 amino acids)
Biological process (GO): GPI anchor biosynthetic process
Cellular component (GO): endoplasmic reticulum membrane
Source: RefSeq, a predicted model, not a curated record
CGGUCGGGUUUAAACGGUUUUCAGUUUUUUUUACGCCCCUAAUCACAUAUGCCCAUGGAACCGGGGACUCUGCUCCGUCUCCCACAUAAAGCGAAGUCCACUUAGAUCCACCAGUCACCAGUGCAGCCUCCCAUGAAUCAACGCCCCUAUCAUCACGGCAAAGUAUUGCACAUACGCCACGAGGAGACAGAUUGACAGACCGAGAGAUAAAGAGAAAAAACAUGAAGGCUAACGCGACGACUUCGUCCGUGAAAUCCUCAGCAGAACCAAAACCAGAACCAGAACCAGAGGCAGAAAUCAGUCCCUCCUCCCCUUCCAUCUCAGCUCUUGAGGCACUUUCUGUACACCUGAUCUCUGGGCUGGGCCUGGGUCUGGCCCUUCUGCUGGCCAACAAUGUCUACUCCGUCAACCUCGUCUCUCACCCUUCUCUCACUCUCCUACUCAUCUCUGUUAUAGAGUGCCCAAUUGUGAUUCUUCUCUAUAGUCGGCACCGGAAGAAUCGUGAAGAAUGCUCGUACUUGAAAGCCGUAGGACGAGGGCUACUAGGACUUCCUGUUGGGGCUCUAGUAAUUUCUUUGGGAGCUAUUGCAUUGGGCGCACCUGUUGGCACUCGAUACUUUUUAACGACCAUUAACUGGUCUCUGUUGAUGUCAUUGUUCACUAUUGUGCCUGCAGUUUCUGUAUUUGGUUCAUCGUGGAAGGACUGGCAACGGAUAUUUGCACACACAAAUUGUCGGCCAAUUGGAUCUUUAGAUUUUAUGAUUUGCCUACCGGCACAUGGAGCUAUUAUUGGGGCUUGGCUUGGGGCUUGGCCAAUGCCGCUUGAUUGGGAAAGGCCAUGGCAGGAAUGGCCUAUUUGUGUGAGUUAUGGAGCAAUGGCUGGGUACCUAGUUGCCCUGGUGGUGUCGUUUAGCCUUAUCCUUGUGUGGGCUAGGUUUGAGCAUGUCAAACGAGACUAACAAGCAUGUCUUCAAUUACCUUAAAAGGAAAAUAUAUGCAUUUCUGGAAAUGUUUCUUCUUAGAGCUGGUUUGGAUUCAGAGAUGAGAUGAGAUGGUUUUAGAUGAAAAAUGAAAAUUGAAAAAAAUAUUAUUUUUUAA